Messenger RNA from Aspergillus terreus NIH2624, 867 nucleotides. RefSeq lists its product as uncharacterized. The record is from RefSeq and is a predicted model, not a curated record. NCBI's taxonomy places the organism in Eukaryota, Fungi, Ascomycota, Eurotiomycetes, Eurotiales, Aspergillaceae. The transcript has 3 exons. Bases 1 to 867 code for a protein of 288 amino acids.
AUGGCGCGGAUCAAAACGGGGGUGUUUUCGUGGGAGGACGUGCUGGCACAGCGGUACCAAAACAACAAACCAACCGCAUUAUCCUCCCGGCCAAAACGACGCAGCGAGCAUGCAGAAUCGGACCCUGCGCGCACAGACGCAGACGAUCACGGCACAGAAGUCGCGCACGCCGCACCCGCAUCCCAGUCGCAAUGCAGCCUGCUGUCGAAGCUGUCGCCCGAGCUGCGGCUGCUGAUCUGGGAGAUGGUGCUGGGCGGGAUGCGCAUCCACAUCAUCCAGCGGGCGAAUCGGUGCAUGGGGCACGUCGUUUGUCCGCGCACCGCGGCCUGCGAGAUUUGCCAGGGCGGCCGGGCGCCGUCGCCGACACCGACGCAGUCGGCCAUUCUGGCGCUGUCGCUGACGUGUAAGCAGAUAUACUGCGAAUCGAUCCGCCUGCUCUACGCGCUCAACACCUUCGAGUUCAGCAACACAUGGUCGCUGACAUACCUGCACCCGACGGUGCCGACCGAGCUCUGGGACUCGAUCCGCGACGUGGAGCUGCGCUGGGCGUUUCCGGGCCACUGGCUGCCGAGCAAGGACCCGGUCAAGACGGUGUAUUUCUCCGCGGGGCGGCAGCAAUGGGUCGAGACGUGUCAGGCGCUGACGCGCAUGAAGAGCCUGCGGACGUUCUCGCUGCAGCUGAGUGGCAGCUGGUUCUGCGAGCCGGUCGAGAAGAUCCCUGUGUUCUUGGAGCCGCUGCGCGACUUGAAGCUGAAGCAGGGGUGGAAGUUGCAGCUGCCGCGGCAGCCGUAUUACGUCAAGGAAAUGCGGGCCAUCGAUGGGGACUUGCGGAAGCGGGGGAUUGAUUGUUUGAUUCGGGCUGCGUGA